Messenger RNA from Nannospalax galili (Upper Galilee mountains blind mole rat), 1270 nucleotides. RefSeq names its product hes family bHLH transcription factor 5 (gene Hes5). Gene Ontology annotation, cellular component: nucleus. Bases 64 to 564 code for a protein of 166 amino acids. Gene Ontology annotation, molecular function: DNA-binding transcription factor activity, RNA polymerase II-specific; protein dimerization activity; RNA polymerase II cis-regulatory region sequence-specific DNA binding. The transcript is spliced from 3 exons. Gene Ontology annotation, biological process: regulation of transcription by RNA polymerase II; regulation of neurogenesis; anterior/posterior pattern specification. The record is from RefSeq and is a predicted model, not a curated record. NCBI's taxonomy places the organism in Eukaryota, Metazoa, Chordata, Mammalia, Rodentia, Spalacidae.
AGCCCGGGGACGCCUGGCCUCGCCCGUUCCGCUCCGCUCGCCCCUCGCCUCCUGCGCGCAGGCAUGGCUCCAAGCACCGUGGCGGUGGAGAUGCUCAGUCCCAAGGAGAAAAACCGACUGCGCAAGCCGGUAGUGGAGAAGAUGCGCCGGGACCGCAUCAACAGCAGCAUCGAGCAGCUGAAGCUGCUGCUGGAGCAGGAGUUCGCCAGGCACCAGCCCAACUCCAAGCUGGAGAAGGCCGACAUCCUGGAAAUGGCGGUCAGCUACCUGAAGCACAGCAAAGCCUUCGCCGCGGCCACCAGCCCCAAGAGCCUGCACCAGGACUACAGCGAGGGCUACUCGUGGUGCCUGCAGGAGGCUGUGCAGUUCCUGACCCUGCACGCCGCCAGCGACACGCAGAUGAAGCUGCUGUACCACUUUCAGCGGCCGCCAGCGCCCGCCGCACCUGCUAAGGAGACCCCCGCACCGGGUGCCGCGCCCCUACCCGCGCGCUCCUCCACCAAGACGGCCGCCACCGCUGCCGCCACUCGCCAACCCGCCUGUGGCCUCUGGCGGCCCUGGUGACCACGCGACCAGGGAGCACCUGGAGCGGACCAGAGGGCCAGCCCGUUCCUCUUGUGUGUAGGGAAGACCUUCCCAGCCUCAGUCCAGCCCCAGGUUGGAUGCACCCUUCUCCGGAAGGCUCCCUCCCCAGGCUGGCGGGCCAGCAGGAGGAGGGUCAUUCUUAGAGAAUGUGUGUGCAGAGUUGUCAUUUGGGGAUAAUCAGGGCCCACUUUCUGCCACGUGUCUGACCCCGUCGGGUUGUUUUGUGUUUGCAUUUCAGCAAGUGACUUCUGGGAAGUCCCCGGCCACCCGGGGUUCUAUGAUAUUUGUAGAGUCAGGGGCUGGCUUGCCUGUGCCCCGGCCUGUAGAGGACUUUCUUCAGGGCCCGUUGCUGCUGGGCAAGCACCCCGCAGGCGGGCUGUGCCGUGGGCACACUUGCCUUUUGUGAAGGCGGAACUUUGUGUGUAUCCUCAUAGGAAAAUUCUCAGCCUGCGUGGACAUGAGGACCAUGGGUCUCUGCCCAAAGGUCCACGUGGACUUGAUUGUCUGAUGGACGCUCAUAGUGGGCUAUCUGGGGUGGGUGGGGUCUCCACUAUGAUCCUUAAAGGAUUCUUCUGUGUGGGUGGGUGCAUGUGGGCACGAUUUUUGUACUUAGAAUUUAAGCUCUUUGCCCCGUGGGAGACCACGGAUUGCUUUGAAGGCUUCUAAUAAAAUGUCAAGCCCUUCG